Messenger RNA from Theobroma umbraticum, 700 nucleotides. RefSeq names its product large ribosomal subunit protein eL30. NCBI's taxonomy places the organism in Eukaryota, Viridiplantae, Streptophyta, Magnoliopsida, Malvales, Malvaceae. Gene Ontology annotation, molecular function: RNA binding. The record is from RefSeq and is a predicted model, not a curated record.
CAGAGGAUGCACGUGACUUGCAUAUGCAUCCAGUUAACCCUUAUACUAUAAGAGCCAGAAAACCCUACCUUUCAAAAUCGGCCGCUUCAUUUAUCUCCGAAGAAACCCUCAGCAGCCGAACUCGAAGACCCAAACUAAAAGUAUCAGCAAAAAUGGUGUCCGGCAAGAAAACGAAGAAGACCCAUGAGAGCAUCAACAACAGACUGGCACUCGUUAUGAAGAGUGGAAGAUACACUCUGGGUUACAAAACAGUGCUUAAGUCUCUCAGAACCUCAAAAGGGAAGCUCAUUAUCAUUUCGAACAAUUGUCCACCGCUGAGGAAAUCUGAGAUUGAGUACUAUGCCAUGCUUUGCAAAGUUGGGGUUCAUCAUUAUAAUGGAAACAAUAAUGAUCUGGGAACAGCUUGCGGGAAGUACUUCCGUGUUUCUUGUCUGAGCAUCAUCGAUCCAGGUGAUUCUGACAUCAUCAAGUCCUUACCUGGUGACAACUGAGUGGAUCAAGUUUAGCUUCUCAUUUGACAGCAGAAUGAUGUUUCUUUCUUUAUAAUAUUCUCUCUCUUUGCCCUCUUCCCCGUCGUUUAAGAAUAUUUACUAGAGGAUUGUACUUUGUUAAUGUUAAGUUGUGGAUGUUCUUGCCAAAAUCUGUAGCUUAAAUACCAAUUUUUGUUUGGUUUAAUGAAGAUACUGGGUUUUCAUUAUAA